AUGCCACGAAGACGGAAAUCUUUGGAAGAAGCUUUGGAAGCUGAACGAAUUGCAUUGGAACGACAAAAACAAUUGGAAGAAGAAAUACAAAGAAAUUUGGAAAGAAUUUACAGAGAAAAUCUGGAAAAUUCAUUACGAGAAAAAGUUUUGAAAGAAUCUAUCGAAAAAUUUGAAGAUUUACGACAAAAGAUUCUUCAAAUCAAAAAUGAAACCAAAACUCAAUCUGAAUGGGAAAAGCACACAAAAUGCGAAUGGCCCGACACAAAAGUUCCAGCAAGUCUUCGGGAUUUUUUGACGAAAUUGAAAAUAAAUUUAAAUGGUCAUUGGCAGUGGCAAAUAAAUUUGUGGCUUAAAUGUGAUGAACGAAGUAUUUUAACUCAAGACAUCAGAGUUCCAGACACUACUAAAGAAACUAUGAUGAAACAACGAGGGCCAAUCGGAAACUUUUAUGAUGAAAAGCUUCAAAUAAUGCUGAAAAUUCGUGAUGAGAUUCGUGCAACGUCAUUUAACUUAUUAGACGUGUUGACAUUUGAAGUUGUUAAACAUAUCGAUCGUGAAAUGCUUUCCAUAAGCCCACAAAUGGCAAAUUACUUUCAUAAAUCAUCCGACUUCACAUGUUUCGUUUGGACAUUUCAAGAUGUUCCAUUGCCAGAAACUUAG
Clunio marinus is the source of this 660-nucleotide messenger RNA. Lineage: Eukaryota; Metazoa; Arthropoda; Insecta; Diptera; Chironomidae. The record is from the annotation of a GenBank genome assembly.